This is a messenger RNA of Ananas comosus (pineapple), 799 nucleotides long. RefSeq names its product 40S ribosomal protein S26-3. Gene Ontology annotation, cellular component: ribosome; cytosolic small ribosomal subunit. Gene Ontology annotation, biological process: translation. NCBI's taxonomy places the organism in Eukaryota, Viridiplantae, Streptophyta, Magnoliopsida, Poales, Bromeliaceae. Gene Ontology annotation, molecular function: mRNA binding; structural constituent of ribosome. The record is from RefSeq and is a predicted model, not a curated record. The transcript is spliced from 5 exons. Bases 88 to 462 code for a protein of 124 amino acids.
AUACUCCUCGCUUCGCGUCUCUUUCUAAUACUAAAACCCUAGAAUCAAAGCAGCGACCUUUAGCGCUACCGCUAUCCACUCGCCGCCAUGACCUUCAAGCGCAGGAAUGGCGGCCGUAACAAGCACGGCCGCGGCCACGUCAGGUUCAUCCGCUGCUCCAACUGCGGCAAGUGCUGCCCUAAGGAUAAGGCCAUCAAGAGGUUUCUCGUGAGGAACAUCGUUGAGCAAGCCGCAGUAAGAGAUGUGCAGGAGGCGUGCGUCUAUGAUGGUUACACUCUUCCGAAGCUGUAUGCUAAGAUGCAGUAUUGUGUAUCUUGCGCUAUCCACUCUCACGUUGUGAGAGUCCGGUCCCGGGAGGCGAGGAGGAUUCGCGAGCCUCCGCAGCGCUUCAGACGCCGGGAUGACACGGCGCGACCUGGGCAAGGCCCGCGCCCAGCUGGAGCUCCUGCGGUGCGCCCGUGAUGUGUCUCUUUUAUUUCUCAAUCGAGCAAUCUCGCUAGUCAGCCCUAAUAAUGAAGAGUCUUUGAACUAUUUCCAUAGGAGUCGGUUUUGUUUCGGAUAUCGUGAUGCUAGUUCUACCCUUGUUGUGUAUCUUCUUUUGUUUUACCAUCUCUGUUUUGAGCACUAGUGUCUUACAAAACUUGCAUAGUUUCGAAUGUCUUUUUAUGAUAUAUGAAGCUUUUCAACAGUUCAGGGGUUAUUGUUUUGAUGUUGUUAUGGAAGUGGUAAAUGUUAUAUUGGGUGAAACACUCGCUAACUUAAUUUGGUAGAAAACGGUGUUUUUAAUAUUUAUAUCCAA